UGUCGAUCUGUGUGUUAUGUGAUCCGUGCAGAAAGCCCAGAGGGCCUCAGAGAUGACGACUGACUGCAUGAGGUCCACCCUGGAGCCAGAACAUCGACUGACGACAAAGGAGAGCCAGCGCUACCAGGAGACCCUCGGGACCCUGACGGACAGGAAGCCCAGCAUGAAGCAGGAGGAGGAGGAGGAGGAGGUCUUUGAGCUGUCAGAGUCAGAACUUCUUAAGAAGCCACGCAGGAAGGACACGCCGGUCCUCUUCUCCCCUCCACAUGUUCCAGGCGUUCGACUGAUGAAGGCGGAGAACCAGCAGGUCUAUGUGGAGGACGAAGAGAGCGACUUGUCUUUGGAAAACACCUCACAGCGAUGAAACUGAAAUCAUCAGAGAGACGUCAGCUACUCGGCUAAAGUGUGACUUAGCUCCACAGCAGGCGGGAGUCACAUGACUCCAUAUAUUGUGUGAAACCUUUCAAUCUUCACAAACUCCCCAGUUCGGAUUGAAUGCAACUCCUUAUAGAUGGUUUCUUUUCUUUUAAACUCUCUUCUGCUUUUGUUUAAUGAGAAAUCGGACUAAUAUGAUUUCAUUACUGUGAUGGUAUUUAAUCACCAUUCAUUUAAAAAAUAGAAGUAUUUCAUGUGUUGUGUACACGUAGAAAGGAUUUAAUUUCAUUACUUUAAUGCAGAAUGUCGCAUCUUAACCUCAUUCAGCCGAGAUGAUGGUUCAUUUCUAUUUGUCAGAACGUUCAACAAACACUUUUUCACGACAUGUUCAUCCCUUCUUGUUGUGCUUCUGCGACAGUGUGUCUAGUUUUAGCGAUAAUUUCUCCCACUUUCGUUCCUAACUUCAGUAAAAGUAGCGGUGACUGUCAUUGGAAUGUUUCCAGUUCUCAGCACAACAGCUGAUUCGUACAUGAGUCAUGAGUGUCCCACUGAGUCAGUUCAGUUUGUUCUAUGUAGCCGACACAUAUUUAAAAAUGUGAUUUAAAAAUGAUUAAUGUACAAGUUAAUGGUCAUGUGGCUUGUUUUCUUGUCCUCUGACUUUCGUGUAUUUGUACAAAAUAAAAAUAG
Messenger RNA from Synchiropus splendidus (mandarinfish), 1062 nucleotides. RefSeq names its product protein phosphatase 1 regulatory subunit 17 (gene ppp1r17). Lineage: Eukaryota; Metazoa; Chordata; Actinopteri; Syngnathiformes; Callionymidae. Bases 53 to 364 code for a protein of 103 amino acids. The record is from RefSeq and is a predicted model, not a curated record. The transcript has 3 exons.